UUUAUUAGCAUAUCAGCCUAUACCGCGGCUUGAUGGAGUAGGGCAGAUGACCGCUGCAUGCCUAGGGCUACCUAUUGUCUAUGCAAGUGUCAAAUAUAUUCCAAGGCAAACAAUGAACUUCAAUUACGAGUUUGUGAAAACAGAUCUGGACGAAACAAAGGGGCCCGAGCUUGGAUUAACAUUAACAGACGCCAUCAAAACGAACCCGCUAGACGAGACUGACGAACACGAAAAAAAAAGAAUAAAUGAUACGCUGCUUCGAAGAAAACAAAUAUGGCGACUCGCGUACCAGCCGGCAAAAAAGUACAGAAUUUGACUGUCGUGGACGCGGUUCCGUGGCCGUGUGUGGCUGGCCCGCCAGUGGUGGAAAAAGAUCCAAGGCUUUGGAAGGCGCCCAAACUAGACAUGAAUACGUCCCUCGCAUUCUUACGACGUGAACUUGCGGCCAUGCAGCUCCAAGACCGUGCCCUCCACAAACAAUUACUCGCCCUGCACUCGGGUAUUUGCAACAUGAAGGCCGAUCUCAAGGAAUUGUGGGAAAACGAAAUUCAUCAUCAGACAGAGACGAGCACGUCACGUGUUCAACACGUGAGCUCACACGUGAACACCGACCCUGAGGCUCCUAGAACACAGGUAGUGCACGCUAAGGAAGAUUCGGGAAUUUUAACGGAUGAAGAAAGAGACGAUGAAUCUAAGGACAAAGAUAAAACGGAUGGUUCAGCGGUUACUGUAUUACGCGCCAAAAGCGUGUCAAUGCAGAAUUUAACAAACAGUAAAAGUGACUUCAACAAUAAUUUUCGGAGAAAAAAAAUCACUGAUUUCUAUGGUUUUCAUCUCAGCAAGCCACGUGAGAGAUCAAUGACAUACUCGGAAGGAGUAACUAGCUUGACUAACCGUUUUACCAGCAUGCCAGUUAUCAACGAGCUACCAGCGGAUGAGAAACGGAACAUUAAAAACGGCAAGGCGUUUGCGGUUUACGGGUAUAAAAAAGGAAUUUCUGACAAGCGUAUGGAGAAUUCUGGGAAAACUAAAGACAAUCUAAAAGUUGUACAGAUAAAUAACGGGAAAAGGCUACCUGUGGUGUUCGGUAAACUUGUGCGACACGAGAGCAUGCCGGUCAUGGCUGAAGACCGUAGCGCCAAUCAUCGCAGGGCGAACUCAGCACGCUCGAGGUUGGUCAGCAGUGUUAAAGUCAGAGAUGAGCGUGAAAAGCCGGUUUUAUCCAGAGCAAGGAGUCAGCUCGACUUGCGACCAAAGGACUGGGACGAGCCCGAUUACCGCCACAUGACCCCUUACACUAUAUAUCGUAGCGCCAGUCAAAUAUCUCUUGUCUAAAUACUUAUAAGUGGCUAUCCGUGUAAGAAUUACGAUGAAUUGAUAGGCUCUGCGUCAAUUUAGGUUCUUCACCUACUUAUCAUGACCUAACAUGAGCUAACAAUGCUGACUGGAGGGAGGUUGGCGCUAUUUGCACGGGGCUUUAAUCACAUGGUUCAUUGUACUAUAUACCGAGCAGCUAGUCAAAUAACAAUCGCCUAGAAAGUAAGGAACGUGCAGCCUAGUACAAGGUGUUCUUACUCGGGUUUCUGAUAUUGGGUUUCCUGUUGUUGGAGAGAGUCAUGACGCCACAGGAAACUCCCAGCACUCACAACCAACCAUAGGAAUCCAAAUCGCGGACCAUGGACUUGAAUAAGGAUAAUGGUUUCUGGAAUUAUGCAAAUCUUUACAUUUGGAGCUCUUUACAAUGGAGCUGCUAAACUUCUUUCUAUAAAAAAUAUUUUUGCGUCCGAGAAUUACCGUAAUGACUCGAAUAAACGCCCUAGCCCUUAUUUAAUUUUUCAGGUUUUUUUGGGGGAGGUCUUAUAUUAUUUCGGCGAAAAAUACCAGCUUCUGAAUCGUAUGAGAACUAAAUUUUGUACUCGUAUGGUUAUAGAAGUUGAAGUGAUGAUAAGUAGACCCGUGUUGUAAUAUGUGAGGGUGUCAAUGGGAGCUAAAUAUAAUCAGUUAAGAUUUUCACCAUUCAAGUAAGGCUUUUGUUGGGAUGUUUUUAGUGGGAGGGGAGGGAGUACUUAUUCCAAAAUUUGGGGUCGAGAAUGGGCGCUUAUUUAAAGGAGGGCGCUUAUUCGAAUCAUUACGGUAUAUCGUACAAAAAUAUGGAAUGGGCAGUUUUCGGUACUAUUUAUUGCAAAAGUUAGGUUUUAUUUUUCAGAUUUGGCAAACGCUUUGACGUUAAGCAGUAUCUAUAGUUGAAUAUUUUUUAAGAGAUUUGUAGUUUUUGGUCAUUCAUAUUUUAUCCCAACACUGACGAUAAUAUACAGCAACACUAUCUCCAUACUAUUUCCCCCUUGCCCGUUAAUAUAAAGUGUACACUUCUAACAGAAGGAUCGUCAAAUUCUUUAUUUCAUGAUAUUGAUAAUCCUGGGUACGCGCCCUGGAUAUGUAAUGGCCCAAGAGCACCUAACGCUAUUUCUCUUUGUCGAUAAAGGGCAACGAUUUGCUAGACGAUUUGCCGAUACUAAUAAAUCCGAAUUUUAGUCUUUUUUACUGUCAA
This is a messenger RNA of Nematostella vectensis (starlet sea anemone), 2548 nucleotides long. RefSeq lists its product as uncharacterized. The record is from RefSeq and is a predicted model, not a curated record. The coding region runs from base 274 to 1335 and encodes 353 amino acids. The transcript has 2 exons. NCBI's taxonomy places the organism in Eukaryota, Metazoa, Cnidaria, Anthozoa, Actiniaria, Edwardsiidae.